AUCAUUGAUGGGAGACCUAUGCAAGGUUUGCUUCCUGAUUUCAUAAUUGACAAAGCUGAGACAGUGAAAACUGACUAUUGAAGGCUGCAAGGUGUGAACCUGCACAAGCAGGUACCACUGGCAGGUGCUUGCCAAGAUGUCUAAAACUAACAAGUCAAAGUCUGGGUCCCGUUCGUCUCGGUCCAGGUCUGCCUCGAGGUCCCGGUCCCGCUCCUUCUCCAAGUCCCGCUCCCGGUCCCGCUCCGUCUCACGCUCCAGAAAACGCAGGCUCAGCUCUAGGUCUCGUUCAAGAUCAUAUUCUCCAUCUCAUAACAGAGAAAGGAACCACCCCAGGGUCUAUCAGAACCGGGAUUUCCGAGGCCACAACAGAGGGUACAGGAGACCCUAUUACUUUCGUGGCCGCAACCGUGGGUUCUACCCCUGGGGCCAGUACAACCGAGGGGGCUAUGGGAAUUACCGCUCCAACUGGCAAAACUACCGCCAGGCCUACAGCCCUCGCAGAGGCAGGUCCCGCUCCCGCUCACCCAAGAGAAGGUCUCCUUCACCCAGGUCUAGAAGUCAUUCUAGAAAUUCCGACAAGUCAUCUUCUGAUCGGUCAAGGAGGUCUUCCUCUUCCCGGUCUUCCUCGAAUCAUAGCAGAGUUGAGUCUUCCAAGCGUAAAUCUGGAAAGGAGAAGAAGUCAUCUUCCAAGGACACCCGAGCGUCUCAGGCCGCGGGAGAGAACCAAGGGGAUGAGUCCAAGGAGCAGCCGUUCUCAGGAGCGGCAGCACAGGAUGCAAAGGCAUCUGAGGGAUCAAAACCGUGGCAGGAGGUGGCCACCUACGGUACGAGUUCUGCCUCCAGAGCUUCUGUGUCUGAGCUCAGCCCGAGGGAGCGCAGUCCGGCCUUGAAAAGCCCUCUCCAGUCCGUUGUGGUCAGGCGUCGCUCUCCUCGGCCGAGUCCGCUGCAGAAGUCGAGCCCUCCACUGUCCAACCCCUCCCAGAUGAGCUCUGCUCUGCAAAGCAGCAGCUCCUCCUUCCAGGCUCAGAGUCCCUUUGACCACGGCUCGGCAGGUUUGAGCCCGACGAGGAAGAGCCCUGUGUGCAAAAGCCCAACACCCAUCAGUUCGAUGUAUGGAGCAUCCCAGAAGGAGGAAAGCACAGCUCCUGGAGGAGGAGCCUUCUCCAAGAGGUACCUGGAAGAGCAGAAGGCUGAGAAUGGGAAAGACAAAGAGCAGAAAGUAACAAAUGUUGAAAAAGAAAAAAGUAAAGAAAAAGGGAAUUUCUCUGAGUUGGGAUCAACAGAUGGAAAGGCAAAAUCCGACUCCUAUGCGUCCAAAGCCGACUCGGACAAGGGAUACCGUGGCAGCCAGUCGCCCAAGCGCUACAAGUUCAGGGAUGAUUUUGAUAAGCUCAAGGUCCCAGAAUUCCACAAGGAAAGCCAUUAUGGCAAAGAGGAAACAGAGGAACAGGAAAAGAAAGACAAAGCAAAGGGCCGAAAAGAUUCCGAGUUUGAUGACGAGCCCAAAUUUAUGUCUAAAGUUGUGGCGACUUCGAGUAAAGGUCAAGAAGAGGAUAGGUCAGGAAAGUGGGAAGGUGUGGUCUUCUUCCCUCCUGGGAAAGAGAAACAAAGGAAAUCUGAUGAAAUGGAGGAGGAAAGUUAUUCUGAAAGAUCCAAAAAAGAAGAGAGGCCGACAUCCAAGAGAGCUGAACCAGGUCACAGGGGCUUUGUUCCUGAAAAGAAUUUUAGAGUGACCACUUACAAAUCGAGCCAGGAAAAAAGUUCUUCCCCUUCACCAAGGAAGACUUCUGAGGUUAAGGAGAAACCAGGCACCAAAGUAGAGGGGCUAACUCCUGGCAAAUCUUCCUUCUCCAUUACUCGAGAGGCCCAAGUCAAUAUUCGAAUGGAUUCCUUUGAUGAAGACCUUGCACGUCCAAGUGGCAUUUUGGCUCAGGAACGCAAGCUGUGCCGGGACCUGGUGCACAGCAACAAAAAAGAGCAAGAAUUCCGCUCCAUUUUCCACCACAUUCAGUCUGCUCAGUCCCAACGGAGCCCUUCUGAACUGUUUGCUCAACAUAUAGUGACCAUAGUCCACCAUGUAAGAGAGCACCACUUUGGCUCUUCAGGAAUGACACUGAAUGAACGCUUUACCAAAUAUCUAAAGAAAGGAAUGGAACAGGAUGCAGCUAAAAACAAAAAGAGCCCUGAAAUCCACAGGAGGAUAGAUAUAUCUCCCAGUACUUUUAGAAAACAUGGAUUCUCUCAAGAGGAAUCGAAAAGCCCCAGAGAUCCUGGCUUCAAGGCUGAGGGGAAAUAUAAAGAGGACCCUGUUGACCUGCGCCUUGAUAUUGAACGCCGUAAAAAACAUAAGGAAAGAGAUCUUAAACGGGAUAAGUCCAGGGAGUCGGUGGACUCGAGGGAUUCAAGUCACUCAAGGGAAAGAUCAGCUGAGAAAACGGAGAAAAGUCACAAAGGCUCAAAGAAAAAGAAGCACCGACGGGUACGGGAGAGAUCCAGAUCCAGCUCCUCAUCGUCACGUUCCUCUCACUCAGUCAAAGCAGAGGAGUAUCCUGAGGAGACUGAGGAGAGGGAGGAAAGCACCACAGGCUUUGACAAGUCCCGGCUUGGGACAAAAGAAUUCCCUGGUCCAAAUGAAAGAGGAAGAGCCAGAGGGACCUUUCAAUUCAGAGCCAGAGGGAGAGGAUGGGGCAGAGGCAACUUUUCAGGCAACAAUAACAGCAACAGUGGUGGCAACAACGACUUCCAGAAGCGAAACCGAGAUGAGGAGUGGGAUCCAGAGUACACACCCAAGAGCAAGAAGUACUACUUGCAUGACGACCGGGAGGGCGAAGGCGCGGACAAGUGGGUGAGCAGAGGCCGCGGGCGGGGAGCCUUCCCCCGGGGCAGAGGCCGCUUCAUGUUCCGCAAGUCCAGCACCAGCCCCAAGUGGGCUCACGACAAAUUCAGCGGAGAAGAAGGAGAGAUUGAAGAUGACGAAAGUGGCACAGAAAACAGGGAGGAAAAGGACACCUUGCAGACGACAGCCGAGUAGCCGCAGCGCCGGCGUGUUUGCAGGGCGCCCUGGCAGGAGGGAAGGGGUUCAGCAGCCGCCUGCUGCUGCUGCUGGAGAGUGCCAGGGUGCGCCCGAAGCGCUGAGCCAGAGCCCCGCGAGGAGCUCUGAAACCAUCCCUGAAAAAUCAACUGCAUUUCCAGAGCUCAGCCUCCCCCAGCGUGGACUGGAACUGUGAUCAAUCAUCGAUGCUUGGAUCCACUCGUGGAGUUUCUCUUCCCAAAGACUUUUUCCUUCCGGACUGAGUAGGGUCAGGUUCUGGGUGAGGUCCUGGAUUUCCUCUCUGUGACCUUCGUGAGCGGUCGGUUAUAGUUUUGUUUUGUUUUGUUUUUGAAGCCAAUGUGGAUUUUGGUUUGUGCCCAUCUUAACCUCCCCUCCCUGCCCCCAGUAGUCUUGACUGGUGGUUUGGGGAUUUUUUUUUUUUGUUGUUGUUGUUUCUCUUUUAUAAUUUGAGCUUAGAAAAGGUGAGGGUUAACUCGCCACUUCAAAUUUCCCCUUCAUUCCCUCCCUUCCUACUGUGUAUUCAGUUUUGCUUUUGUUUUGUUUUGUUUUUGUUAAUUCAUACUUUACUUAUUUUAGGCCUUUUUUUCCUUCUGUAGUAACAAUCAAUUAAAAAAUCAUUUUGGAGACUUUUUUUUUUUUUCCCCUUGGUUCUUCAAUAAGAAAACAAUGAAGCAUGUGAAUAAAACAUCUAAAUGUUAACUUGGUGGGACCAAACUGCUAUCUUUUUGGUUUGUUUGUUUUUUGUUUUUUGUUUUUUUUUAAACAAAAAAAAACCCUCCUUUUUUAUGUAACAGUUGAGUUUAGGGCCUUUUAAAAAUUGUUUUCUGUUGGGAGCUAACAGAAUUAGCAUGGUUUAAAAACAAACAAAAAACAGAAGAGUCCCCUCCUUGCCCCCACUGUUUGUGUACACUGUUAGGCCUGGUGUGUGCUGGAGCCCCCUCCCUCCUUCCCCCAACUGCUCGUAGGCAUUUUGUGUUAUCUCCUGGCAGCUGGUUGUGAACUCGAUGCUCUUUCCACCAUCACAUAGUUUUCUAAGGAACUUCAGAA
Indicator indicator is the source of this 4099-nucleotide messenger RNA. It is a transcript of the gene THRAP3, whose product is annotated as thyroid hormone receptor associated protein 3. Bases 137 to 3031 code for a protein of 964 amino acids. NCBI's taxonomy places the organism in Eukaryota, Metazoa, Chordata, Aves, Piciformes, Indicatoridae. The transcript is spliced from 12 exons. Gene Ontology annotation, biological process: positive regulation of transcription by RNA polymerase II. Gene Ontology annotation, cellular component: mediator complex. The record is from RefSeq and is a predicted model, not a curated record. Gene Ontology annotation, molecular function: transcription coregulator activity; DNA binding.